AUGCAAGCAAUCCGCCUCCAUCCGGCUCAAGCUGGCCCCUCCUACAGCCCCUCCAACCCCGCCCCAUCAUCAGCACUCCACCUCGACACAAUCCCAAUCCCGAAACCAUCCAAGGCCGGCGACCUGCUCAUCAAAAUCAAAACAUCAACCAUAAUCCGGGACACCCUGACAUGGCCCGAAUCAUACAGCCACGACUACGCCAUCCCCGGAAACGACCUGGCAGGCACAGUCGUCGAAGUCUUCGACGAGAACUCCAAGUUCAAGCCCGGCGAUGAAGUCUUUGGCAUGCUCGCUGCUGACCGUCCAGGAGCAUGGGCAGAGUACGCCAUUGCGACAGAGACCGAAGUCUCGCUGAAACCGGGGAAAUUGACCUGGGCAGACGCUGCCGCGCUGCCCUUGAGUGGGAUGACGGCGUACGAGGCGCUUUUUGUCCAUGCCGGCGUGCCAGUUCCGGAGAGAGACGCGGCUGCGCAUAAUUCGAGGGGAUUGAAUACUAAAAAUGAGGGGAAUAAAGUCCUUAUCACAGGGGCAGGAGGUGCCGUGGGUGCAUAUAUCGUUCAACUAGCCAGACUCGCCGGACUCCAUGUAACGGCCGCGACGAGUUCGAAUGAGCGCAACGCUGAGUUUCUUCGAGAGCUUGGAGCAGAUGAUACUAUCGAAUAUGCAGUCCUGCAAACAGAAGACCACAAAGAAGCCUACGACGUCGUCAUCGACACCGUCGGAGGACAACCACUAGUGGAUGCCUGGGCCUGUAUCAAAGCAGGUGGAUCGCUGAUUACAGUCGACUCAAGCAGCUUCGAUUUCGUCGAAGAGCACACCAAACGCGGAAUUCAGCGAGAAGGGAUCAAAGCAUUGUUCUUUAUCAUAGAGGGGGGUCCUGCGAGCUUAAACGCCCUGGCCGAGUUUGCGAACUUGGGGCUACUCCGCGUGUUUGUACUAGAUUCUUACCCUCUUGCGAAAGCCCGUGAGGCGUAUGAUCGAGCGAAUGGACGGUUGACAGGCCGUGGGAAGAUUAUUCUCUCUGUAUAA
Messenger RNA from Aspergillus puulaauensis, 1029 nucleotides. Its product is annotated as NADP-dependent oxidoreductase. NCBI's taxonomy places the organism in Eukaryota, Fungi, Ascomycota, Eurotiomycetes, Eurotiales, Aspergillaceae. Bases 1 to 1029 code for a protein of 342 amino acids. The transcript has a single exon. The record is from RefSeq and is a predicted model, not a curated record. Gene Ontology annotation, molecular function: oxidoreductase activity.